Messenger RNA from Mesorhabditis belari, 1008 nucleotides. Lineage: Eukaryota; Metazoa; Nematoda; Chromadorea; Rhabditida; Rhabditidae. The record is from the annotation of a GenBank genome assembly.
AUGCCAACGCUCUCGAUUGAAGAUGAAGCUCUCCGUGUUGGUAUCAACUAUCAUAUGUGUCGCCUCAAAAACAAGCCCUUUGAUCCAAAUCCAGAAGCCAUUGCCGCUGGUAUGAUUGUCCAGCCACGCGAGCUCUUUUUCGAUGUGAAUACAAUUGAAAAAGCUGCUGUGUCGAAGAAGUUGGUUCAAGACAUUCGCGCAAAGCAUCAACCAAAUAAUAUGAUCAUCUAUAUUUUGAUCGAUCAGCAACCAUUCUCUCGUGGUGGAGCUCUCUACACUCGUCCACUUGGAUCAAGGCGUUAUGCUCUCGCUGUUCUUGACAAAUAUGGAGACAAUGUUUGGCUUGGAAGUCUUCGCCGCCAAAGUGCGAACAGCUCUAUUGAUGGCGAAUGGCCAGUUGCUUAUCAUGGAACAACCGAUCCGCGUGCUGCUGAAAUUGUUCGUAGUGGUGGACUUGAUUUGGAGAAAGGAAAGCGCUUUGCUUUUGGUCAUGGCAUUUACUGCACUCCUGAUCCAAAGACUGCACUCGCUUAUGCAUCGACUUACAAACACGAUGGAAAAACCUACAAGUUGAUUGUUCAGGCUCGUGUCGAUCCAUCUCGUCGUGAAAUUGUGCCCAAGUCGAAACACGGCAGAAGUUGUCUCAAAGCGACCAAAGUCACCGCUCUAUCGGCAAAGCUUGAGUGGAAAAUUGAGCAGUUUGAACGUCUCAUGAAGCUCUCUAAGAACGGGCAGAAUCUCAUCUCGAAGCAAUUUGGCUGUCCAGAAGCUACCGUUGUUUCUUGGGAACUGCACGUCUAUCCAAAUGGAAAACGCGAUGAAGAUGCAACUAACGUGUCAUUCUUCUUGCGUCAAGUUGGCCUCGCGCGUGGUGAGGAGCCGAUCAUGACUGAAUUUCAAAUUUACGCAGUGAAUAAAGAAAACCAACGUGUUAGUGUCUGCCGCGACACGAAGGAUUUCUCCAAUCAACAAGGUCGUGGGAAGUUUCAGGUAUCAAGUUGUUGCAAG